GGGGCGCCGAGCUCCGCCAGCGCCGGAGGCCCCUGCGCGCAGCUCCGGGCGCCGGCAGCCGGGCCGGCCGAGGCGGCGCGGGGGUGGGACGCGGGCGGUCGCAGCAAGCGGCGCUGCCCGGGCCGGGCGCGCACGGCGGGCGCCCUGUGAGCGGCCCCGAUGUGGCAGCAGGCGAUGCGGCGCCGCCGCUACCUGCGGGACCGCGCCGAGGAGGCGGCGGGCGGCGGAGACGGGCUGCCGCGGUCCCGGGACUGGCUCUACGAGUCCUACUACUGCAUGAGCCAGCAGCACCCGCUCAUCGUCUUCCUGCUGCUCAUCGUCAUGGGCGCCUGCCUCGCCCUGCUCGCCGUCUUCUUCGCGCUCGGGCUGGAAGUUGAAGACCAUGUGGCGUUUCUAAUAACAGUUCCGACCGCCCUGGCGAUUUUCUUUGCGAUAUUUAUCCUGGUCUGCAUAGAGUCUGUGUUUAAGAAGCUGCUGCGCCUCUUCUCGUUGGUGAUAUGGAUAUGCCUUGUUGCCAUGGCAUACCUGUUCAUGUGUUUUGGAGGUACCGUCUCUCCCUGGGACCAGGUAUCAUUCUUCCUCUUCAUCAUCUUCGUGGUGUACACCAUGCUGCCCUUCAACAUGCGAGACGCCAUCAUUGCGAGUGUCCUCACCUCCUCCUCCCACACCAUCGUGCUUAGCGUCUGCCUGUCUGCAACGCCGGGAGGCAAGGAGCACCUGGUCUGGCAGAUCCUGGCCAAUGUGAUCAUUUUCAUCUGUGGGAACCUGGCGGGAGCCUACCAUAAGCACCUCAUGGAACUUGCUCUUCAGCAAACAUAUCAGGACACCUGUAAUUGCAUCAAGUCCCGGAUCAAGUUGGAAUUUGAAAAACGUCAACAGGAGCGGCUCCUGCUCUCCCUGCUGCCGGCCCACAUCGCCAUGGAGAUGAAAGCGGAGAUCAUCCAGAGGCUGCAGGGCCCCAAGGCAGGCCAGAUGGAGAACACAAAUAACUUCCACAACCUGUACGUGAAGCGGCAUACCAACGUGAGCAUCUUAUACGCUGACAUUGUUGGCUUUACCCGGCUGGCAAGUGACUGCUCCCCGGGAGAACUAGUUCACAUGCUGAAUGAGCUCUUCGGAAAGUUUGAUCAAAUUGCAAAGGAGAAUGAAUGCAUGAGAAUUAAAAUUUUAGGAGACUGCUACUACUGUGUAUCUGGACUCCCUAUAUCUCUCCCUAACCAUGCCAAGAACUGUGUGAAAAUGGGACUGGACAUGUGUGAAGCCAUAAAGAAAGUGAGGGAUGCUACUGGAGUUGAUAUCAACAUGCGUGUGGGCGUGCAUUCUGGGAACGUCCUGUGUGGCGUGAUUGGUCUGCAGAAGUGGCAGUAUGAUGUGUGGUCACAUGACGUGACCUUGGCCAACCACAUGGAAGCUGGAGGGGUCCCUGGACGUGUUCACAUUUCUUCCGUCACCCUGGAACACUUGAAUGGCGCUUAUAAAGUGGAGGAGGGAGAUGGUGACAUUAGGGACCCAUAUUUAAAACAGCACCUGGUGAAAACCUACUUUGUAAUCAACCCCAAGGGAGAACGACGGAGCCCCCAGCAUCUCUUCAGACCUCGCCACACCCUCGAUGGAGCCAAAAUGAGGGCCUCGGUCCGCAUGACCCGGUACUUGGAGUCCUGGGGGGCAGCCAAGCCCUUUGCACACCUACAUCACAGGGACAGCAUGACCACAGAGAACGGCAAGAUCAGCACCACGGAUGUACCCAUGGGUCAGCAUAAUUUUCAAAAUCGCACCUUAAGAACCAAGUCACAAAAGAAAAGAUUUGAAGAAGAAUUGAAUGAAAGGAUGAUUCAAGCAAUUGAUGGGAUUAAUGCACAAAAGCAAUGGCUCAAGUCUGAAGACAUUCAGAGAAUCUCACUGCUUUUCUAUAACAAAGUACUAGAAAAAGAGUACCGGGCCACGGCACUGCCAGCAUUCAAGUAUUACGUGACUUGUGCCUGCCUCAUAUUCUUCUGUAUCUUCAUUGUGCAGAUUCUCGUGCUGCCAAAAACGUCCGUCCUGGGCAUCUCCUUUGGGGCUGCGUUUCUCUUGCUGGCCUUCAUCCUCUUCGUCUGCUUUGCUGGACAGCUUCUGCAAUGCAGCAAAAAAGCCUCUCCCCUGCUCAUGUGGCUUUUGAAGUCCUCGGGCAUCAUUGCCAACCGCCCCUGGCCACGGAUCUCUCUCACGAUCAUCACCACAACCAUCAUAUUAACCAUGGCCGUGUUCAACAUGUUUUUCCUGAGUGACUCAGAGGAAACAAUCCCUCCAACUGCCAAUGCAACAAACACAAGCUUUUCAGCCUCAAAUAAUCAGGCAGCGAUUCUCCGUGCGCAAAAUUUAUUUUUCCUCCCGUACUUUAUCUACAGCUGUAUUCUGGGACUGAUAUCCUGUUCUGUGUUCCUGCGGGUGAACUACGAGCUGAAGAUGUUGAUCAUGAUGGUGGCGUUGGUGGGCUACAACACCAUCCUACUCCACACCCACGCCCACGUCCUGGGCGACUACAGCCAGGUCUUGUUUGAGAGACCAGGCAUUUGGAAAGACCUGAAGACCAUGGGCUCUGUGUCUCUCUCUAUAUUCUUCAUCACACUGCUUGUUCUAGGUAGACAGAAUGAAUAUUACUGUAGGUUAGACUUCUUAUGGAAGAACAAGUUCAAAAAAGAGCGGGAGGAGAUAGAGACCAUGGAGAACCUGAACCGUGUGCUGCUGGAGAACGUGCUUCCCGCGCACGUCGCUGAGCACUUCCUGGCCAGGAGCCUGAAGAAUGAGGAUCUAUACCACCAGUCCUAUGACUGUGUCUGCGUCAUGUUUGCCUCCAUUCCGGAUUUCAAAGAAUUUUAUACAGAAUCUGACGUGAACAAGGAGGGCUUGGAAUGCCUUCGGCUCCUGAACGAGAUCAUCGCUGACUUUGAUGAUCUUCUUUCCAAGCCAAAAUUCAGUGGAGUUGAAAAGAUUAAGACCAUUGGCAGCACAUACAUGGCAGCAACAGGUCUGAGCGCUGUGCCCAGCCAGGAGCAUGCCCAGGAGCCCGAGCGGCAGUACAUGCACAUUGGCACCAUGGUGGAGUUUGCCUUUGCCCUGGUAGCGAAGCUGGAUGCCAUCAACAAGCACUCCUUCAACGACUUCAAAUUGCGAGUAGGUAUUAACCAUGGACCUGUGAUAGCUGGUGUGAUUGGAGCUCAGAAGCCACAAUAUGAUAUCUGGGGCAACACCGUCAAUGUGGCCAGUAGGAUGGACAGCACCGGAGUCCUGGACAAAAUACAGGUCACGGAGGAGACAAGCCUCGUCCUGCAGACCCUCGGAUACACGUGCACCUGUCGAGGAAUAAUCAACGUGAAAGGAAAGGGGGACCUGAAGACGUACUUUGUAAACACAGAAAUGUCAAGGUCCCUUUCCCAGAGCAAUGUGGCAUCCUGAAGAGUCACCUUCAUUUUGGCAAGAAGACUGUAUUUUCAGGAAGGUAUCACACACUUUCUGACUGCAACUUCUGUCCCUUGUUUUUGAUGUGCGUGCUCUGUCUGUCCUAUGGAGCCUCUGCAGACUCGUUCCCGUGACCCAGUGGCAUACCGUUUGGUGUCUGACGUGUGCCCAGAUCGUUCUGCCACUUGCACUGUGCUUGCUCCUAAGCAAAAGGGAAAAGGAGCGUGCGUGAUAGAAGAAAAGCAUUGAGAGAACUAACAGAGGAGAGAGGUGAAACACACACACAUUCUUAAGGCAAUAAAACUAGGGGGUGUAUAUUAUCUUCUGGUGCAUGUUCUUUUCUGGAAAAUACGGUAGCUCGCCAACCGCAUCUGCUCGUCUGAUAUUCAAACACACAGUAUUCGUGAAUAAGUUGAUUCUGUCCCUCACGUGGAAUCUGUGCUCACCCAUUGUCUCAUUGCCAGUGGUGUCCAAGGGCCCCCGUUGGGACCCAUGGCUCUCGUCCCUCUGCUCCAUGUGUCUCAUGCCAGCAGCACGUUGCCAUCCGUCACCAGAGUUAGUCUUCACAGCCUAGGACCAGUUUUGUACCAAACUCGUCUGAUGUUUUGAUGCCAUUUGUCUUUUGUAAAGUUAAUUCAUUAAAAGUUUUAUGUACUUUGA
Messenger RNA from Rhinopithecus roxellana (golden snub-nosed monkey), 4098 nucleotides. It is a transcript of the gene ADCY2, whose product is annotated as adenylate cyclase 2. Gene Ontology annotation, biological process: adenylate cyclase-inhibiting G protein-coupled receptor signaling pathway; intracellular signal transduction; cAMP biosynthetic process. Gene Ontology annotation, molecular function: adenylate cyclase activity. Gene Ontology annotation, cellular component: plasma membrane. The record is from RefSeq and is a predicted model, not a curated record. The transcript is spliced from 25 exons. The coding region runs from base 160 to 3435 and encodes 1091 amino acids. Lineage: Eukaryota; Metazoa; Chordata; Mammalia; Primates; Cercopithecidae.